AUGUCGGGUCUAAAGAGGAUUUUCGGAAUAUCUAAUAACAAAAAGGAUUGUGCUCAGGAAGCUGCCACGAAAGCAUUGGCAGACUCUGAGGAAAUUCUCUUGAAAAAGCAGGCUUUUUUAGAAAAGAAAGUGGAACUUGAGUUGCAAAAGGCCAAAAAAUAUUGCAAGGAAAAGAACAAACGUGCUGCUCUCGACUGCUUGAAGAAAAAACAAUUUUACUUAAAGCAAUUGGAAUUAAACGAUGGGGCUCUCAUGAGAAUUAAUGCUCAGCGCAAUGCUCUUGAUAGUGCUAUGAUGAAUAGGGAUAUCCUGAGUACUAUGAACACGGUCAAUAAGGCUAUGCAAAAUAUCCAUAAAGACAUGAAUGUUGAUAAGGUUCAUGAUCUUAUGGAUGACGUUGCUGAACAACAGGACAUUGCCAACGAGAUAGCAACCGCCAUUUCCAUGCCUACUGGCAUUGAUAAUUUUGAUGAGGAUGCAUUACUACAAGAGCUUGAGUUGCUCAAUGAAGAAGAUGUUGCUGAUAAACUCCUUAAUGUUGAGGGUAUCGAAGAUCUCCCAUCAGUUCCUGCUGGUGAAUUGAUUGCUUCGAGGUCUAAACCCAAAUCCUCGAAAAAGGCCGAAGAGGAUUCGGAACUUGCAAAUCUUCAAAUAUUCAUGGAGAACUUUGUUGAAACCACGUCUGAUGCUCCAAUACUGCUACUCGAAGCCUUCAAUGGAGGUUCACAUAAGCAGCUUAUAAACUCACUUGAACGGUUACUUGCGGAGACAGGAAAACGGGUUUGUGUGGUUACUUUGCCAGCAAAUAAAUGGCACUGGAGGGCUCGAACUGGGGCUCUUCAGUUGGCUGCCUUGAUUCCCCGCAACAUCACCGUUGGGUAUCGAGUACUCUUCACAUCAUCUAUAUUUUCACUCCCUGAACUGCUUGCACUACGACCAGAUUUGGCUGCAAUUCCAAAGAAAUAUCUCUACUUUCAUGAGAAUCAGUUGGCUUAUCCGUUGAGAGAAGGUGGUAAAACAGUAGACUACCAAUACCCGUAA
This is a messenger RNA of Rodentolepis nana, 1041 nucleotides long. Lineage: Eukaryota; Metazoa; Platyhelminthes; Cestoda; Cyclophyllidea; Hymenolepididae. The record is from the annotation of a GenBank genome assembly.